UCUACACCCGAACCCCACAGAAUCAAAAAAAUAAUCGAAUUAUUCUUUGUUUUCCACAGAGGCAAAUACGCAGCAGUUAAACGCUGCCGGCACAAAUCGUCGGGCCGCCAUUUUGCGGCGAAAUUCCUGCGCAAACGUCGACGCAGCACUGACCUGCGCACUGAGAUCAUCCACGAAGUGGCCGUACUCGACGCCACUCGCUACUCGCCUCGGCUCGUACGGCUCCACGCUGUCUACGAGUCCACGCACGAGAUGGUCCUCCUGCUCGAGUUGGCAUGUGGAGGAGAACUACAAAUGCUAUUAGACAAGGAUGAAGUACCCAGCGAGCACCAAGUAUUACGACUAAUGAGACAAAUACUGGACGGACUAAUUCACCUGCAUUCCAUCAACGUGGCUCAUCUAGAUAUCAAGCCUCAAAACCUGGUGCUAACCGGAAAAUUUCCAGACUGUGAUGUAAAACUGUGUGAUUUCGGAAUUUCGAGAUAUCUCAGCGAAGGAGUCGAUGUGAGAGAAAUACUUGGAACGCCCGAUUAUGUUGCUCCCGAGGUGCUAAAUUAUGAACCCAUCAGCCUGGCUACAGAUAUGUGGUCAGUGGGAGUCCUCCUCUACGUAUUGCUAACAGGAUGCUCACCGUUCGGAGGUGAUACAAAGCAGGAGACUUUCUGCAACAUAACGCAGUGCCGUCUCGACUUUCCUGAGGAUAUCUUCGAGGAUAUCUCCGAGGAUGCCAAGGAUCUCAUGAGGAAAUUGAUGGUCAAAAUCCCUAGUAAAAGACUCAGCGCCUCAGAAUGCCUGCAGCAUCCCUGGUUCAAGAACCCCCGACCAUCAACAUCACUAUCAUCAACAUCAGGCCUCAGCUCCCUCAACAUUGGAGCCACAACACCACGCACUCCAACCCUGAGCAAAAGGCCGGCACCAACCAUGGAACACUCUGAAGACCGGUCAUUGUCAACUGAUGAAUCUGACUCGGAUGAUGCAGAAACUGCGCUGAACUCCAAGAAAAAUGAAGAAAUCAUCGCUGAAGUGGUCAAAACUGCAGAAAAACCUGAUCCUAGAACCACAGCAGCUUCAGGAGUUCAUCAAAAUCCUGUCCAGGAGACAGAAACUUGUCCAAAGUCGGGGAACAGUGCGAAAAUUGAUGCUGAUUUGUGUCAAGAUGCUACAAAAUCCAAUCCCAAAUCAAGAGCUAAUCCACAAAAUUGUGUAGCUUCAUGUGAGAAUACAGCAAACUCCGAUCCUGAAUCAAGACCCAUUGCAGAAGUGAAUACCACCUCGAGCCAAAAUGCAGCAAAAUCUAGUCUUAACCAUAAACAAGAUGCAGAAAUCAACUCGAACCUUCAACAGGGUUCAGAAAGUGUGAUUGAUCCUAGUCCAGAUAUAGAUCAUCAUGAGGACAGAUCCUCAACAACCUCCAGCUGCUGUCUGGAUCAUGAUGAGAAGUCCUCAACAAUUUCCUCAUCCUCUACUUUGACCGCUGAGUCUUCUAGUGAUAGAUGCUCAGUUAUUGGUGCUAGUGAUUUGGGCUAUGACAAUUUGACCAUUUCUGUAGGAUCAACUCCUGCAGAAGCAUCAACAUCUACUUCAGGAACAACAUCUGCAGGUAUUGCAUCAAAAGGAUUGAGUGGUGAGAGGAAGAGAUCAUUCAUGCGCAACAUGGAAAGUCUGGUACAUAAGCUUGCAUACUCAGAUGCAGAAGGUACAGAAGUGGAGACACCUAGCAGUUUCAGGGAAAAUGUCAAAAGUUCUAAUACUAAGCUUGAAGAGAAUAGCAGCUGCAGCAAAAAUAUCAACAGACUUGUCAACAAGAGUCAUGAUUUGGACAAAUUUUUGGACAGUGCAUCAAAAUGCACUAGUAGUGACAAUGAUAGUUAUGGGUUGGGUUGUUCAUCAACACCAAACACUAGACAAAACAAGUCACUUGGUUUUGAAGAAAUUUUGUCCAACAGUGAUACCAGCUACAGAUUGAGUUCAAAACUACAUGAUAGUCUUCAAAGAAGACACCCAACUGACAACAACCAAGAUCUAUCAGACUCUAGCAGUGAUGAUUCAAGUUCCAGAAGAAAGAGAAAUCAAUAUUCCUCAGAUUCUGGCUAUGAAUCCAGUCUGAAGAGAUAUUCGAGACUGUUUGAAUCUUCCAAGGAGGACUGCUCCAAGUCAAGUAGCAGCAGCUCUGAUGAUUUGAGGAGUUGUUGUGGAGCUGGAGCUGCCACAUUCAGUGAGGUUAAGAGGCAUCUUAGAGGGAACAUCAAUGAAGAUGUCUCCAGAACAUCAAUGCUGAAGGACUCUUGGUACAGGGAUGGCAAGACAUCUUCUGGUGCUAGACUGAGGCAGCAUGUGGAUGGAUUCCGCAGUUUGGCACGUGCCUCAGGCAUGCAAACAAUGCCAGUAUCCAGCUUCCUACACUACAAACUAGAUUGUGGCUAUAAUUUCCUCACACGUGGUAGUUUCGGGUAUGAGAGUGGGGAUGAAUCUGUCUUCAAGUUUAGGCGGGUUUUCAUUUUGGAUGAUGCCGAUGACCGACUUUCCCCACCACCCUCCAUCAAUGGUUCCUUGAGCUCUGACAACUCCAUCAGUGACAGCAACAGUGACACUAUCAGUGAAAUGUCAAUAGAUUCAAGCAGUGACCGGUCCAGCAUAAUAUCCCUGGAUGACCCCCUGGAUUUCUAUGGGAAGAGUUUGGCUCAAGCACGCCACUACUCCACAUCCUGCUACAAUGUUUGGGAAGCUGUCAAGAGUCAGGGCACAUCCUCAAGGUCACGCACUUGUCCCAGGGAGUGUCACGGAUCUUUUGCCAGGGCGCUAUCAAAGUUCACCAGUGGGGAAGCUAGUGGUGAACUGAAGGACGAGGAACUGAAAGAAGGAAACUUCCACCGUCAACGUAAAUCUUUGACAAUCUUCAAUGGGUACAACACAUCCUCAUCCUCUAGAACCUCCACGACUACCACCAUCAACAAGAAAUGCAUAGGUUUAGAGCUGAUGAGGGAACACAAUGGAAAUGUGGUUGUUAUCAGGGAAGUGAAGGCAGUUCAUGGCAGUAAAUUCCCCAGAUGCAGUGAGGUGAAAUGUGAAUCAGUCCAGUCAAGAAUUAGGAGGUUGCAGGUGCAGAAUGGUAUCAGAACUGAGUUGGCAAAGGAGAGGUACAACGUUUUCUGAGGAAAAGGGAAUUGGGACAGGUGUGAAUUGGUCCAAAACCAGGAUAACGAUGCAAUGUAGGGAAAACUAGCAGGAUUAAGGUAUCAUGACUGAAUUGGCAAAGGUGAGGUACAAUCUUUCUCUAAGAAAACUCUAAUCUGGUCACAAAUGGAACUGAGAUGACUGUGAAUUGGUCCAGGGUCACAAUUCAGCAUAAAUAUGCAAUGUGGAUGACUGUGAACUGGUUUACAUUUCUCAUUUAGAUUCACAAUAGAGUGCUACAUUUUUUCUUGAGAAAACCAAAGUGGGAGAAUUGUGAACUCGACUUUAUUUGAAGAUAAAGACAAAUGGAACUGAGAUAACUGUGAAUUAGUCCAGGGUCACGAAUCAAGAUAAACAUGCAAGGUGGAUGACUGUGAACUGGUUUACAUUUCCCAUUCCGAAACUAGAUUCAAAAGAAAGUGCUUCAUUGUUUCUUGAGAAAACUAAAGUGGGGUCAAUUGUGAACUGGACUUUAUUUGAGGAUAUAGACAUGCAAGACUGUUGACUGUGAAUUGGGCUGGGUUGAAGGUUGUAAAGCAAAAAUGGUAAAGAAUUGAGUUGUCCCAAUCACAGAAAAUGUUUAUCUCAGAAGAGUUGAAAUGAGAGGUCAAGUGUAAACCUGUUUGAGUUCUGCAUUUGAUUUCACUGUAGUGAAUAAGGUUCUCUACUCAAUUUGUGUUCAGAGCUGGGUUGAUCACUGUGAAUUAUCAGUGAAAGUCUUAUUUGUAAUGAUUCAGAGUAGAAGUAUAUUACAGAAAAAAAUUAUUAAAAAGAUUAAUAGGAUCCUGUGGAUCUAGAAGUUGAUGUUACAAGCUUUAAACUACCUAAAUUGAUAGCCCACUGGAUUAAGAAUUUGGAAUAGUAAGCUUGAAAAGCUCUGAAUCACUAUUACAUUGAAUACUAUAAAAUUUGGUACCUGUUGUAAGCUUAGAAAGCUCUAAACACCCGAUAGCUAAAACUAUCAAUCCGAUAACUGAAAAAACUUCAAAAAAUGAAUAACCCCCACUGGUUGGAACAGCAUUUAUGAACACAAAACAACGAACAAAUCGAAGACUAUUCUCAUUUUGACUUUGAGAAAUUUCUAACAAGACUGAAAACCAUUUUGCCUGCCAUGAGUCGAACAAAUUUGUAGAAUCAAAUCCCUUCUUUUGAUGGAACACAAAGUAUUUAUUAGAGAUGUCCACAGGAAAUUAUUUAUUGGAAUUGAAUUUGAGUUUACAACCAAAUUUUGAUCCUAGGAAAAUUUGUGUUCUGGUUCAAAAAUGCUUGUAAUAAUUCUGUCUUUCAAUAUGUUUAUCAUAUAAAAUAAUUGUGUUGUGUUAUAAUAAUUUUUCCAAAUGUCAUAUAUAUAUGUGUGUAAACUCAUGUAAAGACAUGUUAAACUCAUGUAACGACAUGUUAAACUCAUGUAACGACAUGUCAUUUAUUUAAAAAUGGUGCUUUUGGUGAUAAAAUCUUCAAAAACCAAACAUUUUUGAGAAAACAUUUAUGUGAUUCCAUCUCUACUUUGUUCAAGAUGGUGCUUGUUCUGAAUUAUAAAUCAUAAAAAAUAUGAAAGAUUGAAAAAAUAUUUUAAUAUGUAUAUUAUAUUAUUAUAUUUAGCCACCUAAGGCCCGCCAUAAUAUUAUAAUAGUGAAACUUAGUCCUUAAUUUGAUUUUGUUGUACAUUGUAAGAAAGUAUGCCUUGACUUAUUAAUAUGCUAAUAUUUAUUCACUAUUUAAUUAAUACUACCCUUAUGUGUUUAAAAAUCUAAUUAAUUAAUUAUUGAUUAUGUUAAUUGUGAGUUUAACCGAGACUAGUAUUGAAUUUUAUGUAAACUUAAUUAUUUGUGUGUAUAUUCAUGUAUGUUUAUUUUGUAAAUUAUUUACUAAGCUAUUAGUGUAAAUUUUCAUCUAUUUAUUUAACAUUUAUACAUCUACCAUCACUGUAUACAUAUUUUGUAACUAAAUUUUGUACAUAGAGCAAGUAUAUUUUUGAAAAAGGGUAUGUUUUUCAGUAAUAGGCUGCAGCUUAUUUCAUUUGAGAUUUUCUAAAAUAGAUUUUGUUCUCAUUAUUUUUGAAAAAUAUUGGUGAUUCGGAAAUACCUUUUAAUAAGAAUUUUUCGAAAAUUUAUGUUUCUCAAUAAUUUACAUGAGCUGCAAUGAUUCUAGAAUUUUGAAACCUUCCACAAGGCUUCAAUAUUCUAGAAUUUGGAACAUAUCUCUACUUAAACCAAUUAUUAUUAAUGUAAUACAAUGCAAUAGAAAAUAAGACUUCAUAUAAGAACAAAAUGAAUCCUAUCAAUAUAAUAUGUGAGAAAUUUCUGUAACUAGACAAAAAGAUUCAAUGUUUUCAAAAGAAUUCAACGUUUAUAAAAAUACUCAUUGAAUUUUCUCUCACUAUUACAUUAAAUUCAUAAUUGAAUUUUCUAUGAUCUGUAUCUUAUUAAAUGUAUCUUACUACAUUGAAAUAUAGUCAUGCUGUUCGAAUUAUAAAUAAUACUGUAAUUAUUUCACUCAAAACUUUUCCAAUUACAUCACAUUUUACAAUCACAUCUGUGUACUUAUAUUAUUUAUUAACACCAGUAUUCCAUGUAUUUCUUAUAUGUCAUUUAUUACUGUAUUAAUGUUAAUAUAUCCUAAGCAUUUUCUCAAUAUAUGAAGCAAUUUAACAAAAGAAAAAACACUAUUUGGAAAUGUGUGUAUCACUAUUUGAAUAAAUAUUAUCAAUUAAAUAAUAAUUAAAUACUGCCUUGAUACAGCCUAUGUUAGAGUUGUAAAAAUUCCCAAAUCUUCAAAUACUUCUCUUGCUGAAGAUGAAGCUCAUAUAAGCCAUAGGCUUGUGCGUAGUAAAGUAUGAUAACAACAAUGAGAUAUUGCAGUUUUUAAGUGGGUUCCAAACCACUUCAUGUAACAAACAGCUUUCAAACUGUAUUAUUUCAUUUCAUAAUAUAGUUUUAUACAAUACCUCUCCAUUCUCCAAAUUUCACAAUAAAAUUGUAACAAAAUAUGCGAAAAAUAAAUGAAUUAACAUCUCUGUAACCUAUGCAUUUAAUGUAUUGACUGAUCCAAAAUUAACGAAAAUAGUUAUUUGUAAAAAUUAUGAAAAUUGUAUGUUUUGUGCCUUGAAUAUAUGCAGAGUGACUCUUGAACUCAUAUAUUUUUAUUGAAAUGUGUUUUUUUGAUGGAUAAUAUUGAACAUAAUAAAUGAUUUGUCUUUUGAAAAAA
Molecule: messenger RNA, 6381 nt
Organism: Nilaparvata lugens (brown planthopper)
Lineage: Eukaryota; Metazoa; Arthropoda; Insecta; Hemiptera; Delphacidae
Product: death-associated protein kinase related
Exons: 6
Biological process (GO): protein phosphorylation; positive regulation of apoptotic process; intracellular signal transduction
Cellular component (GO): nucleus
Molecular function (GO): protein serine/threonine kinase activity; ATP binding
Source: RefSeq, a predicted model, not a curated record